Anolis sagrei ordinatus is the source of this 1540-nucleotide messenger RNA. NCBI's taxonomy places the organism in Eukaryota, Metazoa, Chordata, Lepidosauria, Squamata, Anolidae. The record is from RefSeq and is a predicted model, not a curated record.
UUGGCAAGGAACUUAUUAAAGCCAGGAGAGCAACAUGGCAAGGCAGGCUAGGAAUGCGCUCCAAAGGCCUUUGAAAUUGAGCCAAGAUGUACCCCUUGAUUCUGUUUUGCUGGUGUUUCCAUAGCUGAUUUCAUAGAGCCAGUAACGCUGGGCUUUUUGCAAAGAAGGAAUCCCUUCUCCAUCAGUUUGAGUUGUCUCCAUUCCACGUUGAGAUGCUGGCAGAAAGCUUUCUCACUGGCAUCGCCUACACGGCUGAGUUGGCCAAACCUCGCCGAUGUGUUGGACUGAAAUCCGUGGAAGGAGAAUGCUGGCAUGAGAGGUUGGUGAGCAAAGAUGACCACCAAGAUUUCCAUGCAGAGUCCAAGCAGAUGGCUACGCAAAAGUUGGAGGCAAGACGUGAGAUGGAGAUGGAUCAAAGCACUGCCUUGCAGAAUUCGAUUAGAAACCCACUGCUUAUGAAUGGAUCUAACAACGUCCUUCUUUCAGCUCCACAGCCUAUAGCAAGAAGAGAGCAACACUGUGAAAAUGAGCUGGAUUUGUAUAGAUCUUGGUCCAGCCAAAGCCUUUAUCAGAACUACCCUGAUCUCCAUAUUGGAGGGGACCACAUUGCGGACCAUACUUGCGAUUCAGGUUGCAUCCUGGACCAGGGUUACGAUGAGCUCUCCCCUGGUCCUGUCCUGUUGUCUAAAGAUAUUCCAAUAGGUCAUUCCCUUGGAAAUGAAUCCCUGCAGAAACCCAGGGUGAUAAAGUUCUGGCCUGGGGAUGAGACUGGGGAGAAGAGCAUGAUGCCCCACAAGGAGCCCUUGUCCAACUCCAUGCUCAACAACUACAUGGAAACAAAAGUCCAGGAAUUCUACAAGCAGUUUUGGGAAGAGAAGCUGACAGGCUGCAGUUCCCUCAACCACUUGACAACACCAUAUUUGCUGAUGAAUAACAUGAGCGAGAUGCCCACAGAGCCACACGCCGAAGCGUCCAACGCCCUGUUGCAAUCCUUAGCUCUGUUUAGUUUGCAAAACCCCAGCAGUGGAAACAGCAACGAAUUCAGCACGCCAAAUUUGCAAAUCUCCGCUCCACUUUGCAAAAAGAAAUCCAUGCCAAUACAGUCUGGUUCGUGAUGGAAAAAGAAGUGCUUCUUUAGAAAGGAUGAAUACUACUUUUAGUUACUGUAUUGGUGCCACAAAACAUUCGCCCCCAAGCCAAUGACAGUUCAAACAACAGCAUUGCUCUUCUAAUACUGGGUUGCGAAUGAACUGUUGCGCUGUGAUUGUCACAAGACUGUUUUGCAAUGAAUGCAACCGUUAGACACUACUAGUGACUUCAAGCCAAAAGCAUUGAACUUCUGCUAAGCAUGUUAAUUUCUGAUUAAAGUUUUCUGCAAAAGUUUUAAUUAAACAUUCCCAGCUCAUUAAAACAAACUGGGGGAGGCCUUUCACAUUAAAUCAGUGUUUCUCAACCUUCCUAAUGUCGUGACCCCUUACUACAGUUCCUCAUGUUGCGGUGACCCCCAACCAUACAAUUAUUUUUGUAGCUACUUCAUAAU